CGCGCGCGGCGCGCGGGCGAGCGUUGACGACGACGAUCGCAACGACGACGAUGACGACCGUGGACGCAUCGAUGCCCGCCGCGAUGCCGAGCGGCGCCGCGACGACCACGGAAACGAUCGACGUUCCGGACGUUGGCGCGGUCGACGACGACGCGCGACGACGCGCGACGACGCGCGACGAGAGCGCGAGCGAGGACGAAGAUGAGGAAUAUCUCGGACGGAUCCGUCGACGCGCGCGCACGCGCGAGGAUGAGAGCGAGAGCGAGGAGGACACGCGAGAGGGCGACGGGUCAGAGGACGGCGAAGGCGAGGCGCCGCGAGGGAAAGGCGAAGGACGACGACGACGAUUGAAACGCGCGAAUGGUGAACGCGUCGAACGAGACGUUGAUGGAAGUGACUCGAGCGAUUCGAGCGAGAGCGAAUUGGAUGAGGAGAUGAUGAUGGAACGUAAGUACGCCGAGACGGGGCGGUUGACGGAUGAAGACGUCGAGGACGAGGCAGAGGAGACCGUUCGUGGAGCGUAUGACGAAGUGGGUGUGGGAUAUUCGUCCGAUUCGUCGCUUGGAUCACCCGUAGCGGGCGAUGAUGUGCCGGCGAGCGGUAGUCGGCCGAGGAAAAUGACGAAGAAGCAGAUGAAGAAGGAACGAGACGCGUUGGCCAAGGAACAGGAACGCAUGAUGAAACGAGCGCAAAGACGGGCGAAAUUCCCGGGCUGGGACGCCGAAGUGGUGCGCGUGUCUUAUUUACCGUUGAUUGACAAGCUUCGCGCUGCGGUGGCGCACAUCAAGCACGACGGACUAGUUAUGGGAGAAGACUCGCCGGCAAAAGAGGCCGACAAAGCCACAAAGGCGGACACGCCCACCGUCGCCCCGCUUGCAGACUCCGAAGAUGACGAAGCGGACGACGGUGAACCUAAAGCAAAGACAGCCGAAGUCGUAGAAAUCGAUCUCGAUGACGACGAAGAAGAAGAUGACGAUGCAUUACUCAAGGAAAUCUUGGCAAAGAAAGCAGUCGCGGUGGCGCAAAAGCCAUCCGAAACGGUGAUGACUGAGGAACCAACGCUUGUCGAACAAGAGGACGGAGAGGACGCGGAUGACGAGUCCGAAGAAGACAGCGAAGAUGAUUUAUCCGAGGAGGAAGAUAUGACGGAAGAAGAGCGUCGAAUGCAGCGUAAGGCGGCGAAGAGAUUCAUCAAGGCGGAUAGAAGAUCGCACAGAGCCGCCGCCACCACGGGCGACGUCUUUGAAGAUGAAGCGGAGAUGUCCGAAGAUGGUGGGCACACCGACGACGAUGAUGAUGAUGAUAUUCAGGAUGACGUUGACGAUGUCGCCGACGCUAUCGAUUUCCGCGAAGAACAGCCCGAAGACGAGCGCCGUGCCGCGGCUCGUGCGCGCGCCUUCGCAAAGGAGCAGCAAGCCCAAGACGACGACGAGCUCGAAAAGAUGAAGCAGAUGGUUGGUAACGGUUUCAAACGCAAAAAGAAUGGUCUGUUCGACUCUGAAGACGCGUGGCAGCGUAAGAGACGCAAUGCUAACGGCGAAGAGGAAUCUGAUUCGGAUGACGUCGACUAUGGUCCCGUCAUCGAGCGUCCCGAAGAGGCCGUCGAAUUAUCGGACGACGACGACGGUGAGUGGCGCGAACAAGCCAAGCGUCGUCGUGCCCUGCACGAAUCCGGUACACAAGAGUCUCUUGAGCUACCAAAUGCGUUCGAAGGUAACGUCAGUCAAGAAGUCUACGCCGCCAUCAAGGCUCCUCGCAUGAAUUCGUUCCACAGCGAGUCGCAAGACACCACGCAAGCGGAAGGAUGGGAAGCCCCGCUCCCUCGAGCGCAAUCUAUGCCCGCGGCUUUGGUCCGUACGUCGAGCCAUCUCGGCAGCGGAAGUUCUGCAAUGCUUGCCCGUCAAUCAUCGAAAACGUUCUUGGGUAAGAAACGACAAGUCACCAAGGCGACUGGCGCGCUGCUCGGCAACAGCCAGGCUUCACGCUCAUACGUCUUCGGCCGAACGGAUAGCCAAAGUCAAUGGGGAGGCGACGAUUCGGGUCCCGCGACCACGUUCAAGGAAAUCGGUCGCGAUGAAGAUGCGCGCGCUUUCGGUUCGACGAACAUGGGACCAACGAGACCGAACGCGUCCGAACCGAAGAAGAAGCCAUCCUUAUUCGCGAUGGUGAGCCAGACCGCGGGCGAGAACAACGCCCGCCCUCGAGCGGAGGACGUUCAAAAAGCGAUGAAGGCAGCGUCGGGGAAAUGAUUUAUGUAACGAAGAUAAGCGCAC
Molecule: messenger RNA, 2273 nt
Organism: Ostreococcus lucimarinus CCE9901
Lineage: Eukaryota; Viridiplantae; Chlorophyta; Mamiellophyceae; Mamiellales; Bathycoccaceae
Exons: 1
Coding region: 51-2249 (732 amino acids)
Source: RefSeq, a predicted model, not a curated record